Molecule: messenger RNA, 207 nt
Organism: Aspergillus welwitschiae
Lineage: Eukaryota; Fungi; Ascomycota; Eurotiomycetes; Eurotiales; Aspergillaceae
Exons: 1
Source: RefSeq, a predicted model, not a curated record
GUGGGCAUGGGCAGGGCGAAGAUGUGUGCGACUCAUGGUUGGUCAAUAGGCGUCUCAGGUACACAACGAUACUUGGAAAACGGUUCCAGAUCUGACCAGUGGGCUCAGUGGCGACCACCUGGAAACAGUUGGGCAACCGUGGUCCGACAGAGCACAGUGGCUACCGAUUCCUUCUUUCGUCGUAUUACUGUACUUUCCAGUUUCUAG